This is a messenger RNA of Rhipicephalus sanguineus (brown dog tick), 3636 nucleotides long. Its product is annotated as protein-lysine N-methyltransferase EEF2KMT. The transcript has 8 exons. The record is from RefSeq and is a predicted model, not a curated record. Bases 85 to 1026 code for a protein of 313 amino acids. Lineage: Eukaryota; Metazoa; Arthropoda; Arachnida; Ixodida; Ixodidae.
AGAGCACGUGUGUUUGUUGAUCCUUGCUUUCGGAACGCAGGGAUGUCUUCUCUAUGAUGAUCGGUGCGAUCAGGUUUCCAAACUAUGACCGACAAGACGUUGAGAUCCAUUUCGACGCUAUUCCUCGCCUGUGUCCCUGUCGUGGAAGUGAGGAAAUUGCUGGACGCAGUGCCGAGCGAACUACUGACGCCGGAAUUUCAGGAAGCGUUGAUCAGUCGUACCAUUCUCCAUCCCACGGCGGUAACGUACCCGCCGAGACCUGCGUAUAUCAGGAAUUUCCUCAAGUGUCUCAUCAACAAGCUUGAAGAAAAAAAUGUCGACAUCGCGGACAGCCUGUACGUCCACUUUGCGGAGAAACUCGGCGGCGUGAACAGCGAUGAAGACGUCCCCGGCUUUGUCACGUACACUAUUGACGCUCGCACGACAGUCACGUUAAAAGAGCAUACCGCUUUUGUGAUUGGUGGAACGACAGGCCUCACAACGUGGCAGGCAUCGAAGUGUCUGUCUGAAUGGUGCCUCGAAAACAGGCAUCUGUUGCGUGGCAAGCAUGUUGUAGAACUUGGAUGCGGCAUCGGACUGACUGGCAUCGUCGUGUGCAAGACCUGUCGCCCCCUGUCAUACACAUUUACCGACGGCCACGAAGCCGUGCUUCGUUCCCUGGAGGAGAACCUCAAGCGGAAUGGUGUCACGGAGUGUCAUGCAAGAGUUGAGACGCUUUGUUGGGGCGACCACGAAAACUUCAAGGAACGUUGCACAGCUGAUGUAAUCCUUGGAGCUGAUCUGGUCUAUGACCCAGAAGUCGUGCCAGCCCUUGUUGCGACCCUCGCGGCUCUGCUGGCGAACGGCGGCACAGCAUACAUCGCAUCGACUAUCCGCAAUCCUGAAACUCGUGCAUUGUUCCUCAGUGAACUAGCAGACCAGGCAUCGCUGCAAUACGAGCCGUGCGCAGGUCCACGAGAGAAGGUUUUCUUCUACGAUCGCUCGUGCCCAGUCGAAAUAGACAAGAUCACAGCAUGCCCCAGAUGACACAGGAAUUCGCACUAUACACUCAAACCUCAUUAUAACAAAGUCUCAUCUGCCACGAAAAUAACUUCGUUAUAUCCGAAAAUUCGUUAUAGACGUUUAUUUUUAACACUGUAGCUAUGACAAGGCUAUUCUUCAUUUACUUCGUUAUAACCGAUAAUUCGUUAUAUCCAUGUUCGUUAUAACGAGGUUUGAGUGUAGCACAUUAUAUAGGGUUGGGGUUUCCGGCCACGGUGGCUGCAUUUCAGUGAGGGCACCAUGCAGACGCAUAAACGCCCCAGUAUGCCUAGAUUUAGGUGCACGUUAAAGAACCCCAUGUGGUCGAAUUUAUUAGAUACGUCCCUCGCUACAGCGUGCCUUAUAGCCACAUUAUCGUUUUGGCAGGUAUAACCGCAGAUUAAAUAUGUGCUAUAUUAGUAGGAGUGAAUUUAGUUACCGAAAAUUUUCUGAACCAAACACUGCAAACGUCACCUUUUCUCAAACGGUCUGCCUUUCGUGCUCAAUUUCUAUAGUGAUUACUCAAUGUGGCAAGAGUAACAGAAUUUUAGCCUAAUUCAUUAAAGUGCGUUGGUUAUCGGGGGCCUUCAAUCCAGGGCCUCACUGGAAAAUUAUCAAAACUGACUCGCCGAAGUCUGUCGGUUACCCCCGGUCUUCCAGUAUAGUGGCUUGUUGGUGUCCGGAAACAUGCAGGAUAGGCGAUGGAACAAGUCAUUUCUAAGUGUGGGAACUACUGUACAGUCAGGGUCAAAGGCUUAGGAACCACGAGAAUCAGGAAAAAGCUGGAUAUUCUCGCUGCUUCGGCGGGCAGCCUUGGACUCAGAUUUCUGUCCUGUUCCAAAAAGCGCUAACGUGUACUGUGCAGUUCGACCGAAUGCAGUCAGAAAUUUCUGGGAAAUUCAAAGUUUUCUCACACCUAGUGGUGUCUAAACUUUGGAAUAGACGGAGCAUGACGUAGCUGUUUGCGGAGGGAAGCUAUACUUCCAAUAAGCGGAGAUGAAGUUUGUGGGGAGCUGUAGAGUGAUGACUGACCACAGUCCCAGAGCACAUGUGGCAUGUUGAGAUAUAAUAGGACUUUUUGGGGGCCUAGUUGGUGCAUACUGACAAAAAUUACUUAGCGCAAUAAGUCCCUUGUGUACGUUCCUUCUGUGCCAUGUUUUCAUUGCGCUAAGUAACUUUUGUCAUGUUGAGAUAGUUCCUGCAGUUUGUAUGUUCCAUGGUUGAGGAGGGUUGCUGGCAGGACCACGUAUCAGGUACGGAGUCGAGUUGGUUAAAAUGUUCGUUAGCAUUUGUUGAGUUAACGAACCAUGCCUUCAGUUUACUAUGACACGUAUCUUGGGAAAAGAAACGCCUUCGAUCCUCUCGGUCCGUUUUUUUAACGAGGGGCCACAUUAUUGGCGAUCACAACAUUCUUUGCAGUCUCGCACGUUUCUGCACGCUAAAAAUCGCAGCAGCAAAACUUCCGGUCACCGUCGCGUGCGGGAUGGUCACAUGACCCGAGCAGAAACGCCGCAUAUAACUUUGGUAGAGUGGCGCAUCGCUGUCGGCUUUGGUGGUGCUGGCGAAAUAGUGAGAACCGCGAAGUGGCGUCUCGUAAGUUACUGUCCCCUUCCCUCCGUCACACGGGCCUACCACCGACAUGGGUGAAGUAAUACUUAUGCAACGUCAAGCAGAACCUUUCCCUUUCAUUUAAUAUUGGAGAUGGUAUUACGUUGAUAUAUGAUGUUUCCGUUGCAGCAUCAUAUGUGACGAACUUGCGGUUGCCGUCACAUGCGGGAGUCACAUGACUUGCACCUGUGACAGCAGCCGCAAGGUGUAUACGGAAACCGCAAGUGUACUUGCGGUUGCCGUCACAUGCGGGAAAGUCACAUGACUCUCGCGCCUGUGACGGCAGCCGCAAGUUGUACACUACUGCACCAUUUAGGGUACAGAAGCACGCUGCGGUUCGACCAUUCGCGAGCUUGCGACUUUCCUACAACUCUCAGUUGUCUAUCGGUAAAGCACCCUACAGUUCGCCGCUUGGAAUUGCUUUGUUCAGGGAGCAGCCUUCGCAUGACAAGUGCCUUUUUGAAGACGGUAAUUCAGAGUAAAAAAAAAUGAGGUGCAGUAUUCAUAGAAUAUAGGAAACACUAUAGCAUCGUUAUUGCCGUCAGAGUGAGGUGUAUAUUGUGUGUGAGAAAGCACCAGUGUUCAUGUUGAAAAUGUGCUGGACAACCAUGUUGUAUUUUGUAUCGAUCAUCGUUCUAUCAAACAUAAGUUUUAUAUGUUUGCUAUAAGUACAUACGAAUAUUACAACAUCUAUUCAUUAGAUCGCAGUUAGAUUGCUUUUGACUAGCAUAAACUUUACUAGUAUUCAGACAGUAUACCUCAUGUAUGUGUUUUGAGGGAAAGCCCUACUUUUAGAUCAAUGCCUUUAUGGUGGAUACUUCGUGUGCAAUGUAUCAUUUUUUAAUGAGAACAUGUGAAAUGUGCAAUAGUGUCUCAGUAAUAAAAGCGUGAUAAUUUUCUGCAAUUGCUUUUAGAAACAGCGAGUGUGUCAAUUCGCGACACAAAAUCAAGGCAGCCUAUGGGUGGCAAACAUGUUGGCAGGUACAAAAGGAAUAAAGUGUUACUUCC